AUCAUUCUAAGCCUGCAGGAAGAAAAUUGCUAAUACAAAAUGAAGAAUAUCUUACAUAGCAGCUAAUCAAUGACGCACUCCCAGAGUGUCCUAGAAUUUUCCUUUUGUUCCAAAUCGAGAUGGAAUGUCAUAGAGGUGCCCUCUAAUUCCAACAAGUUACAGGCAACCAACGUAAUCUUUUCUUGUCAGAAUGUCUGAAAGCAAUCAGGAGCCUGAAGAAGUGUUUGUAAACAAGUUGUGCAUUACAAAAGGGAACAGUUUAAGCACAAUGGACAAAAAACUGAGCCUACUCAACGAGAAGGUAGAUAGACUGUUAAAUUUCCAAGAAGACUGGACGGGGAAGCUCCAGAAGGUCAUCGAAGGGAUUGAUGAUUUGGGGAAAGGCCUUCACAGGCUCACUGUCUCCCAGACACCUGCUGACCAGAUCGGUGGAGUAGUAAAAAGAGGUCUGAAAUCUGAAGAUGGGGUUCAUCAGAAGGACACCCAAAGUACCUGCACGGAGAUCCUAAAGCUUAUGAAAGUGACACAUCAAGAUGCUUCAAAGUAUAGGGAAAGGUUGGAAAAGAUGGAGAAAAUGGUAGACUCCGUGGACAAGGUUGUGAAAUGUUUGGGAGAGACUUUCAAAAACUCUAAGGUAUUGGAUUUCAUCCUGAAGGGUGGCAUCCCUUGGCGGAAAGGGAGUCCAGUUGAAAUCACAGAAGAGACGAAAGAUAAACCAGAAGAGAAAGGUGCAAAAGCAAAGCAUGCACCUACCAACAAAGGAAUCCAGGCAGAAGGCAAGAAUUCCUUGGAAGAAAACAAAAGGGAGAAAAAGUUGGAUGAUGGUGAUGGAGCACGUGAAAAGGUGAAUGUGCCUCACAUGGUCCCUUCCAACGUCAACUGCAGUCUGCACAUGAAAGACAAGAUGGCCCAGUCUGAAACCACUAAAGAAGCACGUGGGCAGGCAAAUAGCUCUAAGAGCUGCCAAAAGCAAAAGGACAUUGGUGUUAAUGCCGUGCUGCAGAACAAUAGUAUUUCCUGCAUAAGCGGUGGCAAUCUGGCUGGAAGCCAGAACACAGGCCAAAACCCAGGCCUAGAAGAUCCUCUAAAAAAGCAUGUCAACCCAAAACUCAAGGAAAGUGAAAACAACAUUUCAAAACCAAAGGAAAACGAAAACAGCGUUUCCCGAUUCAGUACUCCUGCCGGGGAAACUGUGCCAUCUACCUCUAAGUGUGGCAGUGAAGUUAUUCGGACAAGGCUUUCGAUCAACGUGCAACUGAGCGAUGAUCAAGACAAGGCUUCAAAGAGCAGAGAAGGUGGUGUUGGAGGCCACAGAGGUAAAAGCUCUGGAGCAUCAGCAAGUCUUUCUUCACCAUUGGGAGGUGAAGGAGCAAAACAUUUGCCAGAUUCCUGUAAAGCUAAGCAGCCCUCUAAGAACAGCCGGACUGAACCUGCCCAAGAAGCAAAAGGGGGAAAGCCUUCUAAGAAGCAAGGUGAGCAGGAGCCGAAAUUGAUGGGUCCACCACCACUUGCGAAGGCUGAAGGGAAAGCAGAGAUCAAAUGCAAAACUGUUUCGUGCCUGGACUCAGCUGCAAAGGACUCUGGGAAAGAUCCAGGAGGCAAAGUGAAAAGCCACAAGGAAACCACAAAGAUAACAAAAGUCUCUGUGAAAGAUGGCAUAUCAGAGACUGAGGAAUCAAGUAGCUCACCUGUAAGAAGGGAAGACGGAAGACCCAGUCAGGGUGCUGGUAAACCAACUGAAGAUGCUUCCGCAUUAGGAGCUGGUAAAGUGGAGGAGGUCAUCAUUGAUGAUAGCCCUCCUCCUCCUGCUCCUUUUGAACAUCGCAUAGUGAGCAUCAAGCAAACAGAGUUAACUACGUGUUACUUGGUAUGCCAUCACGAAGUCUUGGGAGGGGGGCGUUUUGGUCAAGUUCACAAGUGUACUGAAAAGUCAACAGGACUCUGUCUUGCAGCGAAGAUCAUCAAAGUGAAAGCAGCAAAAGAAAGGGAAGAAGUGAAAAACGAGAUAAAUAUCAUGAACCAAUUGAACCAUGUGAAUUUGAUUCAGCUCUAUGAUGCUUUUGAGUCCAAGAACAACCUCACCUUAAUAAUGGAAUAUGUUGAUGGUGGCGAACUGUUUGACCGGAUCACAGAUGAAAACUACAAUCUUACUGAAUUGGAUGCCAUCCUUUUUACCAAGCAAAUAUGUGAAGGAAUCUACUACCUGCAUCAACAGUACAUCCUUCAUCUAGACCUGAAGCCUGAGAACAUACUAUGUGUGAAUUGCACAGGAAACCAGAUUAAAAUUAUUGAUUUUGGAUUAGCAAGGAGGUACAAGCCCCGCGAGAAGCUGAAAGUUAAUUUUGGCACACCAGAAUUUUUGGCUCCUGAAGUGGUGAACUAUGACUUUGUGUCGUUCCCGACGGACAUGUGGAGUGUGGGCGUCAUAGCAUACAUGCUGGUCAGUGGCUUAUCGCCCUUCCUGGGAGAAACUGACACGGAGACCAUGAAUUAUAUUGUCAAUUGCAGCUGGGAUUUUGAUGCGGAAGCAUUUGAACAAGUGUCUGAAGAAGCAAAAGACUUUGUUUCCAGACUUCUAGUAAAGGGAAAAAGUGGCAGAACAAGUGCAGCAAAUUGCCUUAAACACGAAUGGCUGAUGGACCUGCCUGGCAAAGCCAAGAAAACAAAGGCUUGCUUGAAGUCCCAGCUGCUACUACAGCGUUACAUGGCACAGAGGAAAUGGAAGAAGCAUUUCUACGUGGUUGCUGCUGCCAACAGGUUAAGGAGGUUCCCCAGCAUGUCUGAAAGUCCUGCGUAAGCUGUUUUAGAAGACGACAGAAAACCAAAAGGACUUCAUGCUUUUCGCCAUCGGCCCACCCGCUUGGCAAUUAGGAUUUCUUUCCGUCUCUUCCAUUAUCCCAUAGCCACAAGUGUGCUUAAUUUUCUGCCUUUGAGCCUGAUAGGAUAGACCGGGACUUUCGAUAUAUAUAAAAAACCCAGUUGUGUUGUUACAAGCGAACACAUGAAAGAGGUGGCUGGAAUGGUUGGGCAGGGGAGAAGCUUGAAUUAUGCCUCAUAUACCUUCAUUUCUCUAAUUAUAUGUUAGUGCUUAGCAAUGAACCCUUUCUGAGUGGGACUGGUUUCCUUCAAGAAUGUAAUCUGGUUUGAGAACCUUGGGGCAUGGAUAAAGGAGCUGAUUUUAAAGCAGCAGCAACAACAUCCUUGAUACAGCUAAUUUCAGUCUAUUUGCUUUCAAGCUAAUAUACUACGCACAGAUCAAUUAUGUACAGUUACAAACAUUUCCCAGCAUAAGACCAAUGUCAUCUUACAGUAAUUGAUUUUGAGUCAGUGUUUCAAAAUAAAAUAUCAUA
Molecule: messenger RNA, 3350 nt
Organism: Rhineura floridana
Lineage: Eukaryota; Metazoa; Chordata; Lepidosauria; Squamata; Rhineuridae
Gene: MYLK3
Product: myosin light chain kinase 3
Exons: 13
Coding region: 191-2797 (868 amino acids)
Biological process (GO): protein phosphorylation; intracellular signal transduction; positive regulation of apoptotic process
Cellular component (GO): cytoplasm; nucleus
Molecular function (GO): protein serine/threonine kinase activity; ATP binding
Source: RefSeq, a predicted model, not a curated record